Messenger RNA from Williopsis jadinii, 996 nucleotides. RefSeq names its product Vps74p (gene VPS74). Gene Ontology annotation, cellular component: cytosol; trans-Golgi network; Golgi cisterna. Gene Ontology annotation, molecular function: phosphatidylinositol-4-phosphate binding. The transcript has a single exon. The coding region runs from base 1 to 996 and encodes 331 amino acids. The record is from RefSeq and is a predicted model, not a curated record. Gene Ontology annotation, biological process: Golgi to plasma membrane protein transport; Golgi vesicle budding; Golgi organization. Lineage: Eukaryota; Fungi; Ascomycota; Saccharomycetes; Phaffomycetales; Wickerhamomycetaceae.
AUGUCUGGCUUACAGCGUCGUAAAGUGAAACAAGUCUCCAACGAGAGGGAUGAUUUCAGUCCAUCGUCAACUCUUGUUGCUGAAGAGAACAAGCCCCGUGUGGGCUACGAUCCAGAGGACAACGCAAUGACCAUCCAGGAGUCGAAAGAACCACCAUUGACCUUGAUGGAAGAGGUUCUUCUUAUGGGGAUUAAGGAUAAAGAAGGUUAUCUCUCCUUCUGGAACGAUAGCAUCUCAUAUGCUCUUCGUGGUUGUAUUCUCCUCGAAUUGGCAUUUAGGGGGAAAAUCCGUGUGGUUAACGACCCUGCAAGAAGACGGUUUGAACUAGGUGAACGUUUGAUCGAGGUUGUGGAUGAUAAGAAAACAGGUGAGACCUUGUUAGAUGAAGCUCUGAACCUCAUGAAGAACGAUCCAAAUAACUUGAGUAUUACAAACUGGAUCGAUUUACUUAGUGGGGAAACUUGGAACUUGAUGAAGAUUAACUACCAAUUGAAACAGGUACGUGAAAGAUUGGCAAAGGGUUUGGUCGAUAAGGGAAUCUUGAGAACUGAACGUAAGAACUUUUUGAUCUUUGACAUGCCAACACAUCCUUUGGCAGAUGCAACUUCCAAAAACGAUAUCGUGAAGAGAAUCUUGUCACUGUUAACCCAAAGAACUGUGCAAUUGCCAGCUUCGUCCAAAUUCCCUGAUUCUACAAGAUUUAAAUAUCUGCGUUCAAUCUCCCUCGUAUGUGCGUCUUAUGCUGCGAACGUCUUGGAAAACGUUUUGAUUUCAUUAGGUUAUGACCAAAGAGACCGUGCAUUUGCAAGAGCUGAUGAACUGUUGAGCCAAUUCUCACAGUUCCCAUUCGAACAAGUCUCUGGCUCGUUGAACUUGGGAAUCAACUUGACGGAAGAGGUUAACCAAGAAAUUGAGAACAAUCCAAACUCAGACUUACAACUAGAGGUUGUCGCUGGUGUCUUAUCCGUCUUCUCAAACAUGGACACACUCUUGUGA